AUGUUCCAACAGUUCGUCACUUGGAUGGGGGAGAUUCUUCCGUACCUCGCGACUCCAAUCGCGGAUGAUGUUCAGCAUUUCCUUUACGUGCGGAGUUUGAAUCUGCCUCCUGAUAUCGUCGCAAGUAGUCUAUUUACAGUGGGCCUUAAUGGAAUAGAGAAGAAGUCCUUGGUUUACUCUGAGAUAGAUCGUUCCGCUAAAGUGGAACGGAUGUGUGUGUAUGUGACCUUCCUUGAACUCUUGGACGAACGGCAGGACUGGUUCAGUGAUCAGUUGCAUUAUUCCCACGAACUGGCGUGCCUUUUGAAGAACGACACUAGAGUCCCACCUCCUGCUUACUCCUCUGAGUCGGCAUCAGCAAGCUACACCUCUACCCUUGAACUUGGAAUCUACAAAGUGUGGAUGUUCAGAUUCUUAGCAACCUUGAGUCCAGCAAAGCGCUGGCGUCAGAUGGGCGGCUGGAUCGCUCCUCGAUUCUGCCAGUGCUUUGACGGUGACUUGAACGAGGUGGGCAUAUUGGAGAUACUCGGAUAUAUCUCUCAGGGGCUCAUUCCUGAGGUCUACGCCUUUCAGAACUCCCCCGAUCAGUUAAUUUCAGAGGUCAGAUCUCAUCGCCCCUCCUCACUGUCGGCAGUGCCCUCGCGUCGACUCUCCGAGAUCCUGCGCCCACCUUCUCCCGAACCUAUCUACGACGAAGUGGCCGCCAUCACCACCGCAUCAAAACGGUGGACAUGGACAGCCCCGCCACCACAGACUACUUGGCGUUCCGUUGUCAUGGAGGUUACACCUCUACCCACCGUUCCCUCGGCCGGACCUAGCAGUCCCACUGGUAGCUCUCUUAAUGGUGGUAACGGUGGUGGAGGCACCUAUUCCAGCGUCUACUACGACUCCGUGAUAGCGGUCGAAGAAGAAGAGGAGGAGGAGGAGGAGGAGGAAGUAUCCAAAGAUGGGGAUGCUCCUCCCCGGACGCAUUCUCUGCAUUCUAGGACUUCUCACGAGCAGCUCUCUCGCUCACUUUCAAGCCUCCUGAUGCACUCCACUUUCUCCGCCUCCAACAUCACCGAGGACUCCUCCCUCCUUCGAAGUAGAUAUGAUGGUGUUGGUGGUGGUGGCGGCGUCCGACUACGUCGCUAUCGCAGUCUUGAUUGGCACUUUCGUGUGAGGUCGGAGGCAGUUGACCUCCCCUCUAUUCCUUGUUCUGCCGGGGACAAGGUGGCCUCCUUCCUUGAUCGCAGUUCCGUGACAACACCGACAGCAGAGAUGACAGCACUGCCGGCGCCGGUGGUGGUGGCGCGGAGCUAUUCGUGCGCGGCGUCAACUCCAGCCAAUCAGGCGAAGGCGGAAGGUGUUGUUGUAGCCAACCCGCGGGGAGUAACAGUACCACUGGGACGUGUCGCCUCGCCUCAUGAGCCGCCGCGCGUCGAAGACGAGCACCAGCAACCCUUCAUCGCCUCAAAAUUCAUCGAAGAUGUUGACGAAGGCGUAGAGGAGGCGCUCAAUGCUCUCUCUCGACCGUCCUCGGACAGUCUCAUGAAUAGCCGGAAGUCGGUUUCCUUGGCCGAAAUCCGAAAACUAUUACAGCGUCGGCAGCAGUUCGUCCACCUAAGUUCUUCAUCCACACAGAGUAGCCGUCUGGACUAUUGGGGCGGUGUUCCCCCCUCCCCAUUCUCACCAACUCCAGGAGCAAUUGCAUCUCCUACGGGAUGCACUGGGCAGACGCCUUUCCUGACUGAUGUAGGCUGGACGAACGCGGACGAGUCUGGCAGAGAGCUGGUGGAGACUGUCGAAUAUUGGUUCGAGUUUGAUUUGGAGCCACUGAGUCAUCUUAGCCACGAUGCAGUAACUAACGCAAGGUACUUUUUGGAGCCGGCGUUGUCAUCCGCCACAUCAGCUGCUGUAGUGGAGGUGGAUGUGGAGCCGGAGGAGCUCCCUCAACGGGGCCAACUUAAACGGCGACGCAAUAGACGGCGAAAUUAG
Echinococcus granulosus is the source of this 1977-nucleotide messenger RNA. RefSeq lists its product as hypothetical. NCBI's taxonomy places the organism in Eukaryota, Metazoa, Platyhelminthes, Cestoda, Cyclophyllidea, Taeniidae. The coding region runs from base 1 to 1977 and encodes 658 amino acids. The record is from RefSeq and is a predicted model, not a curated record. The transcript is spliced from 9 exons.